Ricinus communis (castor bean) is the source of this 849-nucleotide messenger RNA. Its product is annotated as DNA-directed RNA polymerase III subunit RPC6-like. The transcript has 2 exons. The coding region runs from base 22 to 732 and encodes 236 amino acids. Gene Ontology annotation, cellular component: RNA polymerase III complex. Gene Ontology annotation, biological process: transcription by RNA polymerase III. Lineage: Eukaryota; Viridiplantae; Streptophyta; Magnoliopsida; Malpighiales; Euphorbiaceae. The record is from RefSeq and is a predicted model, not a curated record.
UGAUUAUAAUAUCCAAGAGGAAUGAACCGAUCACAGGCACUAAAACGGAAACAGCCAGAAUCAAGUUCUCCAGCUCAAUCUGUGACGGAACAUGAACGCACCCUCUAUAAUGUGAUAUGGAGCAAACAAGAUAUGGGAAUUUGGACACGAGACAUGAAACGGGAAACCAACCUUCCUGACAAUGUGGUAAAUAAAUCCCUAAAGGUACUUCAGGCCAAGAAUUUGAUAAAAGAGGUGGUAAACAUUCAAAACAAGGGGAGGAAACAUUACAUGGCAACAGAAUUUGAACCAUCAAAGGAAAUAACUGGAGGGGCAUGGUAUGUUGAAGGGAACCUCGAUACGGAGUUCAUAAAGCUCUUGAAAGAGGUCUGCACCAAGCAAGUACUUAAGCUGAAAGUUGCUACAUUGGAAGGAAUUACCGACUCGAUCAAAAGGAGCGGAAUCUUUAAUACUGAAUUAACAAAAGAGCAAAUUGAAGAGAUUGUGAAGGCAUUGGUUUUAGAUAAUGCACUCAUAGAAGUUAAGAGUAAUGGAAUGGGAGAGUUUAGUUUUAUUCCAAUUGGAAAAGUUUGUUAUAAAUGCGUUGGUAAGGGAAGCACUGGAGGAGAGCCAAGAAUUGGGGCAAUGGCUUCCAUUCCAUGUGGAGUUUGUCCGCGUAUAAGUCAAUGUACACCUGAUGGUAUUAUCUCUCCACAAACUUGUGUCUACUAUAGCAAGUGGUUGGAUUUUUGACUCCAUUGUGUUCAGCUGCAGAUAUUAUUGCUUUGUUUUGCAUUAUCUGAUGCCCCCAAAAUUUCAUCUUUGGAUACCAAUUGCAAUGCGAAUAUGCCUUAUCAUAAGUUUGCAACA